Lachnellula hyalina is the source of this 1398-nucleotide messenger RNA. Its product is annotated as Fork-head transcriptional regulator. Gene Ontology annotation, biological process: regulation of transcription by RNA polymerase II. Gene Ontology annotation, molecular function: DNA-binding transcription factor activity, RNA polymerase II-specific; RNA polymerase II cis-regulatory region sequence-specific DNA binding. NCBI's taxonomy places the organism in Eukaryota, Fungi, Ascomycota, Leotiomycetes, Helotiales, Lachnaceae. The record is from RefSeq and is a predicted model, not a curated record. The transcript has 2 exons. The coding region runs from base 1 to 1398 and encodes 465 amino acids.
AUGAAUUCGGAGCACUACCGUCGUCGGCCUCAAAUCAACAGCUUGCCUUUGAAUUUUCAGUAUGCCGAGAGCUCCGGGGCCCCAUUGCAAUCAGCGCACCAGAUGGUCUCUUUUGAUGGUCUUCCCCGAGCUCAAAAUGAUCAACACUUUAUGAUCACUCCCUCAACCGUACCCAACAUUCCUUCCAACAAUUACAGUCUCACCACCUCGAUGGCCAUGCCACAAGCUUCCACAGUCUGGAGUUACCCAAACCACACCCCGAUGGACUUUGAAAACCAAAACACCAACGACUACUACGAUUACUCUCCGAGUAUUGUCGCUAACGAGCAGGAUAGUCCUUUCUUACGAGACAUGAGCUACUCUGAAGUCCCUCGCACAUCUUUCCCAUGCGACCCAAGGAUGCUUGAUGACGGCGGUAACAUGGCCGUUGACCCAUUUGAUGCUUCUGCCUACUUGAUGGAUCCCAACAAGAAUGACAUGCAGACUUCCACAGAACCAACUUCAACUUCUCUUGGAUUCGAUGCCUUGGAGAACUCACACAAUUUCUCACGACUGAGCAUUAGCAACAGCCCAAAGCCAGCGCACGAAACUCCUAGUUCUGAUCAUUUCCCCUUCAAUAAACCAACUCAUUUCUCUCUACCAUCUAGUGAACCUUCAGAGGAUGGUGGUAUCAGUUCCCGUGAAAUGACAGUCGUUGAUGGGGACGAUCCUUCUGCAGAUGAACCAUACGCCAAGCUGAUUUAUCGAGCGCUUAUGAGCGCGCCGGAUCAUUCGAUGGUUCUGCAAGAGAUCUAUGAGUGGUUCCGAAAACACACCGCCAAAGGCGCCUCAGACACUAAAGGCUGGAUGAAUAGCAUUCGUCACAACUUGUCAAUGAAUGCUGCAUUCAAGAAGACCGAGCGCAAAACGCCCGGCGAUGAGACCAAAAAGUCAACCGAAUGGGUCCUUGAAGAGUUCGCCAUCAAAGACGGCGUACAAUCCACAACCCGUUACCGCAAAGGCACCGGCGCAAAAAAAUUCAUGAAGACGGAGAACCCUGCACCGUCACGCCAAAGCUCCGGCCGCAAAGGUGGAAUCUCUGCUAGCAAAACAAAGAUGCAAAGACAACAACAGCGCUCCAUGUCUAGCACUCAUCGCUCACGACAUGGGCACGGACACGAAUUCCUACGCUCGCAUUUCCAAACUCAGCGACAUAGCUCACCCCCAACGCCACCUACGCAUGAGAAUAUCUCCGGUGCGGGGUGUAACCCGUAUUUCUUCCCCAAACAGCAGCUCGAAAUGCCGUAUGAGGAUAUGUGUGGGCUGCAAGACGUACAGGGAGUUUACAUUGAUGAUCAUGGACCUAUCUUUGUGAAUAACCACGAUUACGCUUCUGCUGAUGGACUUCCACGCUACUAG